AACGAAACAAGCCAGUGUCAGCAUCAUUGAUGGACUAAGAAUGAUGCGAUUAAGCGUUAGGAGGGAGAGUGUUCUGAACCCAAUUAAAGUCGCUCAAAUGAGCGGGACGGGACGGAGAACGUGCUGAAGCACCCCUGCUUGCGUGUGUUUUUUUUUUUUUGCUGUGACAUUAUGACAGUCCUGCCUACCGAGGAGAAGAUAGAACGGUACACCACACUACCUAAGAUUUGCCUUUCCUAGUGAGAUUCACCUCGCUGUAGUGCAGCCACCAGCUCCAUUAUCUAGUCUGAUAAGAGAGGAAAGUGGGCAGGAGCUUGGACUUUAGCAGAAAUAUCCGUCGCAGAAAUCGUCGUACGUUUCUCAUUUAUCUUGCGGAGCCUGUGGGUUUUGUUCUUGACGUCCGAUCUUACCCAGUGUCCCGGGGAUGAUAUCGUGGCCCAUCAAGAAAAAACUUUGAAAGAUAAGGCACAAAACCCGUGAACUAGACAACCAGGUUUACGCAACAUGCGACGUAACAAAUCAAGCGAUGAUGGCCUUGGUGCACUCAGCCCACGCGCAGCCGGCAUCAUCCGCGAGGCAAAUGUCGCGGACGGCAUUCCCUUCCGGGCCAAGGCCGGCCACGUGCACCGCACAUGGGCGCGGACCUUCAGUUCGCUGCCGGAGCUGUACCUGCAGCCCGAGUCCGAGGCCGAAAUCGAGAAGAUCAUCAACUUAGCUCGACGGUGUCGGCGACGGGUCACUGUCGUGGGGUGCGGCCACUCGCCCUCGGACUUGACGUGCACGUCUGGUUGGCUGGUCAACUUGGACAACUACAACAAGGUCCUGGACAUAGACCGCCUGACCGGCGUCGUCCGCAUGCAGAGCGGCAUCAGGCUUUAUGCGCUGGCAGCAGAGCUGGAGAGGGUUGGCCUGGCGAUGCCGAGCUUGGGAAGCAUCAACGAGCAGAGCAUCGCGGGGGCCAUAUCGACGGGCACCCAUGGAAGCAGCUUGCAACACGGGCUGAUUUCAGACGAUGUUGUUGAGCUGAAGGUGACCUUGGGGAACGGGACGACGCGGACCUGCAGUGCAACGGAGGACCCGGAUUUGUUUCGGGCCGCUCUGCUCUCGCUCGGUGCCCUGGGAAUCAUCAGCGAGGUGAGCUUCCGGGCCGUGCCGAGGUUCAGUCUGUCCUGGUACCAGACCAUCGACACGGACAAGAAGAUGAUGGCGCAAUGGGACACGACGUUAUGGACCCAAGACCACUUUGUUCGUGUUUGGUGGUUCCCGUACAUGCGUAAAGCCGUGGUCUGGCGGGCAUCGGAACCUGGACCCGUCCUAGGGCAAGAUUACGCCGAGCCAGAACCCCCGAGACUGGACCCACCUGCGAGCUGGUACGGUGGCACCCUCGGAUACCUCGUCUAUCACAACUUGCUUUCGCUCGCACAGGUGGUGCCCAGAAUACUUCCAUGGGUUGAAUGGUUCGUGUUUGGGAUGCAGUACGGCUUCAGGAACGGGACGACGAUCCACGGCGUCCAGCCCAGCAGGGAGGCUCUUCUCAUGGAUUGCUUGUACUCUCAGUUCGUGAAUGAGUGGGCCAUUCCCUUAUCGAAGGGACCGGAGGCGCUUAUGCGGUUGGGGUCAUGGCUCAACAAGCUCAAGCCAGGUGACGAAGGCUAUGUUGAGCACGGAAUCCCAUUUUCUGUCGAAGGCCUAUGGGUCCAUUCUCCUGUAGAAGUCAGAGUUGCAGACACUUCUUUGAAUCGGGAGAAGAGGUGCAGGCCCUGGCUGGACCCGACGGUCGAGGAUGGGCCGACACUGUACCUGAACGCCACGCUAUACCGACCCUAUCACCGAGACCCGCCGUCGUAUAAGAGAUACUACGAAGCCUUCGAGUGGUUGAUGAAGGAUAUGGGCGGGAGGCCACACUGGGCCAAGAACUUCAGGUGUCAAACCAUCGAGGAGCUAUACGGCGACAACCUCCAGCAGUGGCGUGCAGUUCGUGAUAGGGCUGACCCGGAGGGUAUGUUUGCUGGGCCAUGGCAUCGUCGACUUGUUCUCGAGGCUGGAGAUGAUAAACACUACCUGUUGCCCCUGGAGGAGGCAGAAGUCGAAAGACGGCAGGCCGAGGGUGACGGUCUUCGUGUGACCGGGGACUGCGGAGGCAGAAAAUAGGUGCGUUUACGCUGAGAAGAUUUUGGAUGCCGGGUGUGGUAAUGGGAUAAACGGAACUUUGCAGAGAAUACAUGGUGGGCAGUCUGGUAACAGGAAUAAGCCUUUGGGGUAGGAGACUGAAUGAACUGUUUAACAUGAAACGGUGCGUCAGUGGACGGCAUGGACAGAUGAAUAGACACACACAGUAUGGGAUUGAGGACGGUCAUUGGUUGAUUUCGAAAUAGGCAGGAGCGUGUUUCCAAAAGAGCCUUCCUUGCUCUGGUUGGUAAGGUACCUACCUACCUUAUCUGGCAAUGGUAAACCAACGCAUCAAAAUUUAGCAAACGCCUUUCCAUAGGUUGGCUGAGGCCACACCAGAAGCGCGUGUGCCAAGAAUUAUCCAGGGGACGCAUUUCAUACCUACCUUACCUUACCUACACCAUGGCAGCCAAGGCGUGACGUCUCCUUCCCUAUCAUCUCCCCAAACCAACACUCGAUUCCCUUUUGUUUCACUCUUUUAUCCUCCAAAGGCCAAAUCGGUUCGGUCUGAUGCAAAGUUUCCAUUUCAAC
This is a messenger RNA of Pyricularia oryzae 70-15, 2700 nucleotides long. RefSeq names its product D-arabinono-1,4-lactone oxidase. Gene Ontology annotation, molecular function: FAD binding; D-arabinono-1,4-lactone oxidase activity. The record is from RefSeq and is a predicted model, not a curated record. The coding region runs from base 505 to 2151 and encodes 548 amino acids. Gene Ontology annotation, cellular component: mitochondrion; membrane. NCBI's taxonomy places the organism in Eukaryota, Fungi, Ascomycota, Sordariomycetes, Magnaporthales, Pyriculariaceae. The transcript has a single exon.